Lactuca sativa (garden lettuce) is the source of this 1529-nucleotide messenger RNA. RefSeq names its product senescence-specific cysteine protease SAG39. The record is from RefSeq and is a predicted model, not a curated record. Gene Ontology annotation, biological process: proteolysis. Gene Ontology annotation, molecular function: cysteine-type peptidase activity. NCBI's taxonomy places the organism in Eukaryota, Viridiplantae, Streptophyta, Magnoliopsida, Asterales, Asteraceae.
AUGGCUUUAUCACCUGAGAAAACACUUAUUCUUUCUGCCCUUCUAUUUUUAGUCAUGUGGGUAUCUCAAGUUACAUCACUAACUCUGAGUGACGCAAAUAUAUCAGAAAUUCACGAGCUCUGGAUGACUCGAUAUGGCCGUGUAUACAACGAUAAUGCAGAGAAGGAAAUGCGUCGCAAUAUAUUCAAGGAGAAUCUGGAGUUCAUAGAAUCAUUCAACUCUUUCAGAAAUCGUUCUUUCAGGCUGAGCAUUAACAAAUUUGCAGAUCAAACAAAUGACGAGUUCAAGGCCUCUCUUAAUGGGCACAAGUCUUCACACAAUCUGAAAUCAUCUCAAGUAACAUCCGUUAGGCAUGAAGAUAUUCUAACAGUGCCAGAUAGCUUAGACUGGAGGAAGAAUGGAGCUGUUACCGAUGUCAAGGAUCAAGGCACAUGUGGAAGUUGUUGGGCAUUUUCAGCAGUUGCUGCAAUGGAAGGAAUCGUUCAAAUAAGAACAGGAAAACUGAUUUCGUUAUCUGAGCAAGAGCUUGUUGAUUGUAACCGGGAUGCUGAUAGUGUCGGAUGCUCAGGAGGAAAUAAAGAAGAUGCCUUCAAAUAUGUUGUCAAGAGCAAAGGGAUCAACACCGAAGAUGGUUACCCUUAUCAAGGAGUAGAUGAAUCUUGCAACAUUACUAAAGAGGCUGUUGGAGCAGCCCACAUCACUGGUUAUGAGAUGCUACCAGCCAACAAUGAAGAGGCGCUGCUGAAUGCUCUAACCAAACAACCAAUAGCAGUUUCCAUAGAUGCAGGUAGUAUGGCAUUUCAGCUCUACUCAGAUGGUGUUUUUACAGGAGAAUGUGGGAGGGAUCUAAACCAUGAUGUGAUAGUGGUCGGAUAUGGCACAAAUGCUGAUGGCAUGAAGUAUUGGUUGGUGAAGAACUCAUGGGGUCCCUUUUGGGGUGAUGGUGGAUAUAUAAUGAUAGAACGGGAUGUCGGAGACAAAGAAGGAAUGUGUGGAAUUGCUAUGGAAUCUUCGUAUCCAACGCUUAAAAGCGGGGCUGAUUCAAAUUUAAAGACUUCUAUCCUUUUUGUGUUUCUUCUUGUAUCGUUUGUGAAUUCAUUUGUCCCACUUUAAUUGUAAGAUUGAAUAUUUUGGUGUAUAUUAUCAUUGAUAAAGUUAUUGUCAUGAUUGUGAUAUAAAUGAAGUAAUGAAAUUCUUGUCAUGAUUGUGUAUAUUAUCAUUAAUGAAGUUAUUGCCAUGACAAAACUCUCAAGAGGGUUACGAAUCCAACUGAUCCAAGCAAAAUCAAAUUCCUUACAUCUAGCAUUACACCAGAUUGUGGUAUAGAAAUUAGAUGGAAUAUACUGUUGUAAGUGUGAAAGCAGAUAACAUCGGUGAUGUAUAAUUAAGUGAUGUUGGCAUGAAUUAUAUUAAGGACUAGCUAAAAAUAGACAACCAAAAGAGCUACAAGAAAUUACAUUAAAAAAAAGAAUAAAAAAAACUAAAACUGGAAUACAACACCAAUAUUCAGUCAAUUAAAGGCUUGAAAA